GAUAAUGGCGGCAACAAGUUUGGGCUAAAGGUCCUUCCUUUCAGUCGAUCUGCGGCAAGCUCAAAUGGAAAUAGCUAUAACCCCGGCUGUAUGUCCACUCUUUCGGUCGUUAUCUUCUUCUCCGCGUGCUAUCAAGUUGCGGCGUGCUAGGGUUUACUCGAGUCCAGGCAGCUUGUGCCAGCAGGCACAAGUAAUGCAGCAAUGGAAUUUAAGAGAUAGAAAGCUUGAGGAAGCUGAGAUUUCUGCCAUUAUCGGUUCAUGUAGAUGUUACAUAAUACCAGAUUUUGCUCAGAAGGUACUCUAUGAAAUGAAAACUCAGGGCAUCCAACCUGAAGUUGCUACCUUGUCAGCUCUCUUGCUUUGUUACUUGGAGAGCGGACUUAUAGAUGAAGCUGAGGCAUUGUGGGGUGAGAUAAUGAAUAGCGCAAUUGUGCCAAGCAUCAGGGUUGUUUCAUGUUUAGUGGACACCUACGUGAGAACCAGACGGUUCGAGGAUUUUAUGCGGAUUCUAGAUGAAGCUGCCUCUAAAGAUUUAAGUUUUGCUUCUCAGCUUUAUUCUGCAGCUGUGACUUGCUUUGGGAGUGCUGGACAGUUGGAGAAGAUGGAGUCUGUUGUUAAGAACAUGGUUUCUAGAGGUUUUAAGGUAGAUUCUGUCACUGGGAAUAACUUUCUUAAGUACUAUAGCAUGUAUGGUACCCUUCUAGAGAUGGAAGCUGCUUAUGAAAGUUUGAAGAAAUCUAGAAUUCUUAUAGAGAAAGAAGCAAUUAAAGCAAUGGCUUUGGCAUACAUAAGCCACAUGAAGUUCUAUGACCUGGGUGAAUUUUUAAAGGAUGUUGGUCUUCGCAGGAGGAACACUGGGAACCUUCUCUGGAACCUGCUGUUGCUCUCUUUUGCCGCCAAUUUCAAAAUGAAAAGCCUCCAAAGAGAAUUUUUGGCCAUGAUUGAGGCUGGAUUCUCCCCUGAUAUCACGACAUUCAACAUAAGGGCACUAGCAUUUUCUAGAAUGGGCUUGUUUUGGGAUCUCCAUUUGAGUGUUGAGCAUAUGGCAUUCAAAGGUGUAGUCCCUGAUCUUGUGACAUAUGGUUGUGUUGUGGACGCUUACUUGGGUAGAAGGCUUGGGAGGAACUUAUCAUUUGUUUUAGAUAAAAUGAAUGUGGAUAAUUCUCCAGUGAUUUUGACUGAUCCAUUAGUUUUUGAGGCCUUUGGGAAAGGAGAUUUUCAUUCAAGCUCAGAGUCUCUUUUGGAGGCCAGAAGUCAAAGAAAAUGGACAUACUCUAAACUUAUUGCAAUUUAUCUGAGAAAACAAUAUAGGUCUAACCAACUAUUUUGGAAUUAUUGAAGGGUUUAAUGGUCUUUAAGGGGUUUUUGAGUGCAAGUGUCUGUGUUUCAAAAACUUCGUUAUUUGAAUUGAUGAUGCAUUUACAGGUUUCUCUUUCAACUUGGUGUUUCUCGAAGUCUUUGAUAUUAUU
This is a messenger RNA of Phalaenopsis equestris, 1469 nucleotides long. RefSeq names its product pentatricopeptide repeat-containing protein At3g42630. The record is from RefSeq and is a predicted model, not a curated record. Gene Ontology annotation, molecular function: protein binding. Bases 65 to 1339 code for a protein of 424 amino acids. The transcript has 2 exons. NCBI's taxonomy places the organism in Eukaryota, Viridiplantae, Streptophyta, Magnoliopsida, Asparagales, Orchidaceae.